UUGACUCGAUCGGGACGGUGAGAAAUUGACCAGACACGUCAUGACUGCUAGUCAAUUUCAGCUUGGCCAAAGCUUGGCGCGGAGAAGCCGGCUUUGGAGACCAAAGGCGCUGCUUUGGGGGUGCGCGCUUUGGGUCUCCCUGUGCCCUCCUCCGCCAUGUGCUGCUUUCAACCUGGACACGAAAUUCGUAAUCCUCAAGAGAGGCCGGACGCCGAACAGCUUCUUUGGCUUUUCAGUCGCUCUGCACAAUCGGACGAACCCGCAAGAAUAUCUGCUGCUUGCCGGAGCCCCUCGUGAUGUGGCCGAGGGGCUGCCAAAUGCCACGCGGACGGGUGCCAUGUAUGCCUGCCCAUUGACAGCUGCCACCAAUGACUGCCAGCGAGUGGACAUCAAGGUGUCAAGUGAACCCCACAGUAAUAUCGUCCAAGAUAUGUGGCUGGGGGUGACGAUAGCAAGCCAAAGAACGAGUUCUGGAAGAGUGAUGGCUUGUGCUCACCGCUACACCAGGGUCUUGUGGGCCGGCAACGAGGACCAGCGGCGCAUGGUGGGAAAGUGCUACGUCCGCGGCAACGACUUGAGCCUUCAGGAGGACGAUGACUGGCAGACUUACCACAACGAGAUGUGCAAUGCCAACACUGACUUUGAGGCGACGGGCAUGUGCCAGAUGGGUAUCAGUGGCGGGUUCACUGACAGCAACGUCUACUUUGGAGCUCCUGGGGCCUACAACUGGCAAGGAACCGACUACGUAAUCCAUCGAGAGAGCUGGGACCAAGCCGACAUCUACUAUCCGGAUGAGAAACACGGCAACAGCUAUAUAGGAUACACCAUUGAGGCAGGCGCUAAUGUAUUGCGCAACGCCAACGUCACCUUCAUCACAGGGGCCCCCCGCUAUAAUCACACCGGGGCUGUCUUCUUGAUGGUCUAUGAUGAGAGCAGGACCCUUCAGAAGAAACUGAUGAUCUCUGGAGAGCAAGUGGGCUCGUAUUUUGGUGGCUCCGUUGCUCUCGCUGACCUCAACAAUGACGGGUGGCAGGACUUGAUUGUUGGAGCACCCUACUACUUUGACCGGAAGGAAGAGAAAGGUGGGGCAGUCUACGUGUACAUGAACCUUGGUGGGACAUUCCACAACACCCCCAACCGCACCCUGACAGGACCAAGCAAUUCCUCUUUUGGCUUGGCUGUGGCCCACAUUGGAGAUGUUGACAAAGAUGACUUCCAAGAUAUUGCCAUUGGAGCUCCAUUUGAAGACUCGGGGAAAGUAUACAUCUACCAGAGCAGUAGCGAGAGACUGUUUGAAAAGCCUCAGCAGGUCAUUAGCGGGGAAGACAUUGACCCUGGCAUCACGACAUUUGGCUAUUCCUUCAGUGGUGGAAUGGACGUGGAUGGGAACUCCUACCCUGAUCUCCUGGUGGGAAGCCUCUCUGAAAACCUUGUGCUGCUCAGAGCCCGUCCAGUGAUCAACAUAGUCAGCAAGACUUUCACGGUUACUCCAACCACCUUGGACCCAUCCAGAUGUAAUGAAGACUCUUGCAUUGAGAUUCGGGUGUGCUUCUCCUAUUCCCAAAGCGCUGGGGAUCCCUCAUACAAAGAGAACAUCGAGCUGAAUUACAUUGUGGAAGCUGACCGGGUCCACCGGCCGCCUCGGGUGUACUUUCCAAGUACAAACACUGCUGUUUACCGGGGGAGACUAUCCAUGCCAAACAGGAAGUGUCAAAAUCUAAAGGUCCUUCUACGGGAUGACAUCCGGGACAAGCUGCAUCCCAUCGCGUUCUCCAUGAACUACUCACUGGCUGAAAAGCCCAUGCCCUUUCAGUUGGGUCUCCACUCUCUUGACAAGUUUCCCAUCUUGAAUGACGAUCAACGCCGGGAAGAACAUGCUGAGAUUCAGUUCCAGAAGGAAUGUGGGAUUGACAAUCUCUGCAACAGCAACCUGCAGGUUCAGGCUGUCUUUGUAAAUGAGCUGAACCAGAUGCUGCCCAGGCGGCAUGGCACUCAGGUGUUGCAAUACAGCCGGGAAGUCAAGAAACUGCACUUGAAUGUCACUGUCACCAAUACCCCAACAACAGCCACCAAUGGGGAGGAUGCUCACGAGGCCCUGCUCAAUAUCACUGUUCCUCCAUCGUUGCUGCCUUCCUCUGUCCGGCCGAGCGGGGCCUGCAGGUUUGAGGAGACAAUCCUGUGUGAACUGGGCAACCCCUUCAAGAAGAACCAGCGGGCAGAGCUGAUUAUCACGUUUGAAGUUAUUGGAAUUACACUGAACACCCAGGAGGUCGCCAUACAGGUGGAUCCUACCACGAUAAGCUUCCAGGAAAAUCUGGUGCCAGUAUGGGCAGUCUUGAUGGUGGACUACACAGUUGAAGCAACUUUGACAAUAGUCAAUCGGUGGCUCCAAUCUUAUUUUAGUGGGACGGUUAUGGGCGAAUCAGCCAUGAAGACUGAAGAGGACGUGGGCAGCCCCAUUGAACUUGACUUCCAAGUGACCACAAAGGGUGAAUCUCUGGGUUCCUUAGGAACUAUCACUUUAGGCUUCGAAUGGCCUUAUGAAGCCAGCAACGGCAAAUGGCUGCUCUACCCUACGGAGAUCCUGGUAAAAGGGAAUGAGAACCGGCACUGUGAGCCUCCUGGGCAAGUUAUUAACUACCUCAACCUUACACUAUUUGAUGGUGGCAGGGCACGUCGGAAGCGAGAGCUGGAGGCCUCUCCAAACACCGAACUUCCUGUCACCUUGGCAGCUUCAAAGAAGGCCAAAUCAGAAACGUCACUGAGCUGCUCCAAAGGCACAUCUCGCUGCAUCUGGUUUGAGUGCCCGCUCCAAGACAUCGGGGCCUUGGCAAAUGUGAUCGUCCGAGCACGAGUCUGGAACAGCACAUUCAUCGAAGAUUACAACAACUUUGACCGUGUGAAGGUGGACGGUCAAGCCACCCUGUUUCUCAGGACAAACACCUCCACCAUCAACAUGAAAAACCACACUGUGUGGUUCUCUGUGAACAUUGAUUCAGAAAUCAGCGAAGAGCAGCCGGCUGAGAUUGAGCUAUGGCUGGUGCUGGUUUCCAUAGCGGCAGGCCUUUUGCUUUUGGGGAUCAUUGUCAUCGUGCUGUGGAAGUGCAACUUUUUCAAGCGGACCCGCUACUACCGAAUCAUCCCCAAGUACCACGCCAUUCGGAUCCGGCAGGAGGACCGCUACCCGCCCGCCGGCGGCUUCCUGCCUGCAAAGCACAAAAAGCAAUGGGUUACAAGCUGGCAGGAACCGGGGAGAUACUACUGAUGCUUGCUUGCCGCCCCCUUUCCGGCCCUGCCUCUUCACUUAAGGGGCCUGCACCAGUUGUCUUCUGUAAAUACCGCUGGACUGACAAAAUAACUGUUUAUUUAAACCUAACUUAUGUGAUCCAAGUUGGGGGGGGGGUACCUCAAAUCCUUCCUCAGACACUG
This is a messenger RNA of Heteronotia binoei (common prickly gecko), 3429 nucleotides long. It is a transcript of the gene ITGA3, whose product is annotated as integrin subunit alpha 3. NCBI's taxonomy places the organism in Eukaryota, Metazoa, Chordata, Lepidosauria, Squamata, Gekkonidae. Gene Ontology annotation, molecular function: integrin binding. The coding region runs from base 41 to 3265 and encodes 1074 amino acids. Gene Ontology annotation, cellular component: integrin complex; external side of plasma membrane. Gene Ontology annotation, biological process: integrin-mediated signaling pathway; cell-matrix adhesion; leukocyte migration. The record is from RefSeq and is a predicted model, not a curated record. The transcript has 25 exons.